Molecule: messenger RNA, 675 nt
Organism: Hibiscus syriacus
Lineage: Eukaryota; Viridiplantae; Streptophyta; Magnoliopsida; Malvales; Malvaceae
Product: secretory carrier-associated membrane protein 3-like
Exons: 7
Coding region: 1-675 (224 amino acids)
Biological process (GO): protein transport
Cellular component (GO): recycling endosome membrane; trans-Golgi network membrane
Source: RefSeq, a predicted model, not a curated record
AUGCAUAUUGUCAAUAAUGUUCAGAGUACUACAAGUGUUCCACCUGCCUCAAACUCAAGACUUUCAUCGCUACUUGUGGAACCUGCCGGUUUCAGUUAUGACCGUGGGGCAACAAUUGAUAUUCCUCUUGAUACAACUUCAGGAGGAUCACAUAAUCAGGUUGAUUUAAACAAGAAAGUCCAGGCUAAGGAAGCAGAACUGAAAAUGUGGGAACAGGCAUUGAGGCAGAAAGAAGAGGCAGUGGCGAGAUUUGGAAUUGUUGUGGAAGAGAAAAAUUGGCCACCAUUUUUUCCAAUUAUUCAUCAUGUUAUUUCCAGUGAAAUUCCAAUUCAUCUACAAAGAUUGCAUUAUGUUGCAUUUUUGACAUUUUUAGGAUUGGUUCUAUCCCUUAUGUGGAACAUCAUAGCCGUUACUACAGCAUGGAUCAAAGGGAAGGUUAAUUUAGUUAUAUGCUUCCAUGUCUUGAUCUGGUUAUUGUCUAUCAUCUAUUUUGUAGCAGGAGUACUAGGAGCCUAUGUAUUCCGGUAUCGCCCACAGUUAUCGAAACAUUAUACAGUUGGUUCAAAUAAAGAGUGGAAACCAAAGGUGAUCAACUCUAAUUUUGGGAAGGGUUCGGGAACAGCUGGUGCAUAUGAUGUUCCUAUUAGUUCAGUUGAAGCCAAUGCUUAUUCGUAG